UUAGGGCCACACAUGCUGGGCCUUUAAGAACCAGAAGAAGCACAUGUCCUACAGGCGGACAAAGCCACUGCAGGCCAAGAGCUGGCCACAGAUCAGCACGCUGUGGACAGAACAAUGAAAUGUCAACAGGUAUGGACCACCGGAGCAGGGAAUUGGAUGGAUCCAGUCAGAGAAAUCCACCAGAGAGAUGUCCCAGUCCUCAGUAUUCCCAGGACUGUCCAGAGGAGAAACCAAAUAUCCCACUGGAUCAUCAGGAAAGUUCUGGUGAAACGACGAGUGGACUUGAAAAACCCAUAUCAGUGACUGUGAAUGUGGAAGACGGGAUGAGCGACUCCUAUGAACAUCUCCAUUUAUCUUCCCAUCAUGAAGCAGAAAAUAACAAUACCACACAGGAUGAUUCAAUAACUCCUAAUGUACCCUCAGUCCUUCACAGCAGAGAUCUGUCUACUGAUACUGCUGGUCACAAGAAACCUUUAUCCAAGCAAUUACUGAUUAGAAAAACAAGAACUAAACAGAAAAGUGGGAAUUUUUUUUCUAGUGAGAAACGUUUUAAAAAGAAAUCUAAUCUUUUUUUGGAUGAGAGAAAUUGCAGAGAUAACAGGUCAUUUUCAUGCUUGACAUGUGGAAAAUCUUUUAGCAUGAAAUACAUUCUAGUUAGACAUCAGAGAACUCACACAGGGGAGAAGCGCUAUUCAUGUCCUGAAUGUGGGAAAGGCUUUCACAAGCAAUCAAAUUUUAUUCAGCAUCAGAGAACUCACACAGGGGAGAUCCCAUAUUCAUGCCCAGAAUGUGGGAAAGGCUUUAACGAUCAAUCAAAUUUUAUUCGUCAUCAGAGAACUCAUACAGGGGAGAAGUCAUUUUCAUGUCUUGAAUGUGGAAAGUACUUUAGUCAGAAAUCCAUUCUAGUUACACAUCAGAGAACUCACACAGGGGAGAAGCCAUUUUCAUGUCUUGAAUGUGGAAAGUGCUUUAGUCAGAAAUCAAAUCUUGUUGCACAUCAGAGAACUCAUACAGGGGAGAAGUCAUUUUCAUGUCUUGAAUGUGGAAAGUACUUUAGUCACAAAUCCGUUCUAGUUACACAUCAGAGAACUCACACAGGGGAGAAGUCAUUUUCAUGUCUUGAAUGUGGAAAGUGCUUUAGUCACAAAUCUGUUCUAGUUACACAUCAGAGAACUCACACAGGGGAGAAGUCAUUUUCAUGUCUUGAAUGUGGAAAGUGCUUUAGUCGGAAAUCAAGUCUUGUUGCCCAUCAGAGAACUCACACAGGGGAGAAGCCAUUUCCAUGUUCAGAAUGUGGAAAGUGUUUUAGAGUGAAACCAUUGCUUAUACAACAUCUAAGAAGUCACACAAGAGGGAAUCCAUUUUAAUGCGCAGAAUGUGGGAAACGUUUUAGCCAGAAAUCAAAUCUUGUGAAACAUCUAAGAACCUACUUAGGAAAGAAGCCAUUUUCAUUUCUUGAAUGCGAUAAAUCUUUUGGUAUAAAGCAAAUAUUGUUAGACGUCAGAGAACUCACACAAUAGAGAAGCUAUUUUCAUGUUCAGAAUGUGUGAAAUGUUUCACCUGUCAAGCAAGUGUUGCUCGAUACUGCCGAACUCACUGCCAUAUUUAUGUGGAAAUGUGAGAAGUCGUUUAUUCAGAAAUCAAGUCUUGCUAAACAUGAGAGAAUUCACUUAGAAGAGAAGCCAUUGUAAUGUUCAGAUUGUAAGACGUGAGAGAUAUGGAGUUUCAUUGUGGAAUCUGCUGCCUAAUCAUGUCUUCUUUAUAACUUAAAAUGGUUGUGCAGUUUCCCAUAUUAAUAACCUAUCCUCAAGAAAGUGAGUCGACCAGUAUGCACCAACAUUGAGAACGUGUGGAAGAGAUCUGGGAACAGAUUUCAUUUGAGACAUGCUUGAAUUUGAUCAAUAGCUUGCCCAGUACUGACAGACUGCAGAAGGAGAGACAUUGCUACUCUCUCCCUGUAAACUGUACAUGGCUAUCACGAGUAAGGAAGGUAGAGAGGAAGUGCACCCCCUUGACUGCCACCCUCAACCCUGUCCCUGCCUACUUGCACCACCCACCCUAGGUGAUGGGGCGCCACUGGGCGAUGGUCCCUUCCCUACGUAAGUGCAAAGUAGAGAGGAUAGAGACAGAGAGGAACCGGAAAGCAAGGCAAAGAGCGGUAUACGAGACGUAGGCGAACCGACAGACAGGGAAGGGGACAAGAGAAAGGUACCCAGUAAUGGGAGAGGCAAUGGCGGGUCAACUAGCCGAGGUCAGGUCCAGGAGGUCACGUCAA
Bufo bufo (common toad) is the source of this 2275-nucleotide messenger RNA. Its product is annotated as oocyte zinc finger protein XlCOF6.1-like. The transcript is spliced from 4 exons. The coding region runs from base 120 to 1367 and encodes 415 amino acids. Lineage: Eukaryota; Metazoa; Chordata; Amphibia; Anura; Bufonidae. Gene Ontology annotation, molecular function: RNA polymerase II cis-regulatory region sequence-specific DNA binding; DNA-binding transcription factor activity, RNA polymerase II-specific. Gene Ontology annotation, biological process: regulation of immune system process; negative regulation of transcription by RNA polymerase II; regulation of cytokine production. The record is from RefSeq and is a predicted model, not a curated record.